Messenger RNA from Andrographis paniculata, 2192 nucleotides. Its product is annotated as pectinesterase-like. Gene Ontology annotation, molecular function: pectinesterase inhibitor activity; pectinesterase activity. The transcript is spliced from 3 exons. Gene Ontology annotation, biological process: cell wall modification. The record is from RefSeq and is a predicted model, not a curated record. Bases 279 to 2021 code for a protein of 580 amino acids. Lineage: Eukaryota; Viridiplantae; Streptophyta; Magnoliopsida; Lamiales; Acanthaceae.
CAUCCACCCAACACACAACAAAAACCCAUCUAUUCAUAGGGAAGUUGACCGUUAUUGUCGUCGACCCAAUCUCCUCUCUCUCUCCCCCCUUUCUCUCUCUAACUAGGUUACCCAUUCCCCGGUCUCCCCCAUCACCUAUAUUGUUCAACCCACUUUUAUUACAAUUCUCCCUUCUUUCCCUGGCCCUUGAAGAUCGUCUUGGGCCAGCCACCACCUGAAAAUAAAAAACCAAAAAAAAAUAAAAUCAAAAUAAUAAUAAUAAUAAUCAAGAACCAAAAAUGAUCAGCAAAAUAGCGUUGCUGGUUGUGUCCAUUAUGGUGGUGCUGGGCGUCAUCAUCGGCGUCUCCGUCAUGGUCAAGGGCGGCGACGACCCCUCGUCGAAGCAGUUAGGGCACAGCGCUGCCAUGGGAGGGCCCAUGAAGAUGGUGACCUCAAUUUGUGAGCUCACCAAAUACAAAGGACCCUGCGCCAGGAGCCUUGAGCCGGCGGCCAAGAACCCUGCCGCCACCUCCAAGGACUACAUCCUUGCCGUCCUCGACGCCGCCGCCACCGACGUCAACCGCUCCGCCGCCGCCGCCGCCCAGGUCGCCGUCGACAGCCGUGACAAGAAUAGCGUUGUUGCCGUACAGGACUGCCGUCAAUUCCUCAACCUCGCCGGCUACCGCCUCCGCAAAUCCAUUGACGCCGUCAACCAGGCCGGCAACCUUAGCGCCCUCGACCGCGACCAGACCCACGAGCUUCACACGUGGACCACCGCCGUCUACGCCCUCCACACCUACUGCGUCGACCAAAUCGAAGAUCCUGUCCCCAAAACCGCCGUCCAAAUCGCCAUCCAAAAUUCCACCGAGCUCAGCCACAACGCCGUCAACAUCAUUGCCGAAAUCCCCCAAAUCCUUAAACUCUUCGGCGAAAAUAACAAUAAUAAUUCCGACGCCGUAAAAAAAAUCGCGACGGCUACCUCCGAUAACCAUCCUCGAAGCCUUACAGAAAAUAGCAGCAGUAAUAAUAAUAAUAAUUACCCGGCGUGGUUAAACUCCGGCGAUCGGAAACUUCUGGAGACUAUUCCGCCGAAGCCGGAUGUGGUGGUGGCGGCGGACGGCAGCGGCCAAUUCAAAACCAUAACCGACGCCGUGGCGGCGUAUCCGCCGAACCACACCGGCAGGUUCGUGAUCUACGUGAAGGCUGGCGACUACAAUGAGCAGGUGACAAUCACUAACAACAAGCCGAACAUUCUGAUGUACGGCGACGGAAUCGGGAAGACGAUCGUGACCGGCCGGAAAAGCGCCGCCGGCGCGAUGAAGACGGGGACGAUGCACACGGCGACGUUCGCCAACGAGGCGACGGGUUUCAUCGCCAGAGGGAUGACGUUCCGCAACAAGGCCGGCCCCCAGGGGCUACAGGCGGUUGCGUUCCGGAGCUCCGGCGACAAAACCGCCGUCUUCGAUUGCAGCAUCGAGGGCUUUCAGAGCACGCUCUACUACCAGCUCUACCGCCAUUUCUACCGGAAUUGCUUAAUCUACGGCACCGUCGAUUUCAUCUUCGGAAAAGGCGAGGCUUUGAUUCAGGACAGCGAGAUCAUCGUCAGAAAACCGAUGCCGAAUCAGGUUAACACAGUGACCGCCGACGGGAAGGAGAUUUUGAAGGGCAGCAACGGCCUGGUGCUGCAGAACUGCCGGAUUGUGCCGGAGAAGGCGCUGUUUCCGGCGAGGUUCGAGAUCCAGACGUUUUUGGGGCGGCCGUCGACGGCGGAGGCGACGACGGUGGUGAUGCAGAGCGAGCUGGGGGAUUUUAUCCGGCCGGAGGGGUGGAAGGCGUGGGACGACUCGCCGAAUCACGUGACCUGUCACAUGCUCGAGUACGGAAACCGUGGGCCCGGCGCCGGGACGCGGCUGAGGAGCAGGAGUUUUAAGAAUUUCAAGGUGCUCACCGCCGACGAGGCCGGAAAAUUUGCUCCGGGGGAGUUUCUCGCCGGAUCCCGGUGGAUUCCGCAGACGGGUGUGCCUUACAGGCUGGGGCUUUAAUUUAUUUAAUAUUUAAAAAAAUUGGAUGGCGUCGAUUGUAUAUCUGCCACGUGUACGGCGCUGAUCUCUCUCUCCGGCAAUGUUUCGAUUUCGUUUUGUAAUUAUACUAAUUGUAACAUGGAUCAAUAUAUAGUACCUAAGUAUAUGUGUACGAACUUUGUUGUCAUAUAC